Molecule: messenger RNA, 2187 nt
Organism: Colletotrichum abscissum
Lineage: Eukaryota; Fungi; Ascomycota; Sordariomycetes; Glomerellales; Glomerellaceae
Product: eIF4-gamma/eIF5/eIF2-epsilon
Exons: 3
Coding region: 1-2187 (728 amino acids)
Cellular component (GO): eukaryotic translation initiation factor 2B complex
Molecular function (GO): translation initiation factor activity; guanyl-nucleotide exchange factor activity; translation initiation factor binding
Source: RefSeq, a predicted model, not a curated record
AUGUCGCAGCAAAAGGGAAAGGCCGCCGCUGGCAAAGGUAAGAAGUCCGGCAAGGCUGGAGGUGAGGGCAAGCGCGAGGAUGUCCUGCAGGCUGUGCUCAUCGCCGACUCUUUUCAAGAUAGGUUUGCUCCCUUUUCAGCAGAGAAGCCAAGAUGCCUUCUACCCCUUGCAAACACGCCCCUCAUCGAGUAUACCCUCGAGUUCCUCGCCAUGAACGGCGUCCAGGAGGUCUACAUCUACUGCGGCUCCCACUCGGAACAGAUCGAGAACUAUAUCAACACAUCAAGAUGGUCCCCCAUGUCCAUUCGAACUCCAUUCACGAGCCUGCAGUUCAUCCGCGUAUCCGACGCCCGCUCAAUCGGCGACUUCCUCCGUGACCUCGACGGACGUGGCAUUAUGGACGGCGACUUCAUUGUGGUCCACGGCGACGUGGUAUCCAACAUCUCACUUGACGGCGCGCUGGCGGCACAUAAGGCGCGCAAGGAGGCCGCGGCGACGAAUAUCAUGACAGUGGUCCUGCGAUCAGGCGGCGCGGAGGAGCACAGAACGAAGCCCAACGGCAUCAACCCCGUCUUCGUGAUCGACUCAAAGACAAAGCGGUGCCUACACUACGACGAGAUACAUCCCCUUCAGAGCGACCACUACCUCACCCUCGACCCGGCCGUGAUUGACGAGCUCUCGACCGAUUUUGAGAUGCGGGGCGACCUGAUCGAUGCGGGUAUCGAUAUCUGUACUCCCGAAGUGCUGGCGCUGUGGUCCGAGAGUUUCGACUAUGAGCUCCCGAGGCGAAACUUCUUGCAUGGUGUCCUAAAAGAUUGGGAGCUGAACGGCAAGGCGAUCUACGCAGAGGUCCUCGAUGACGGCUACGCAGCGCGCGCGAGCAACCUCCAAAUGUACGAGUCAAUCAGCAAAGAUGUCCUCGGCCGUUGGACAUUCCCGUUCGUUCCCGACUGCAACGUCAUUCCCGGUCAGACGUACAAGAUGACCAGCGGUGCAGUCUGCGUUGAGGACGGAACGGUGAUGGCGCCCACCAGCAAGAUUACCAGGUCAAUCCUCGGCCAGGGAGCCACCGUGGGCGCCGGCAGCACGGUAUCAAACAGCAUCAUCGGCAGGCGGUGCAAGAUCGGCAAUAACGUUCGCAUCGAAAACAGCUUCAUCUGGGACGACGCCGUAAUCGAAGAUGAUACGGUCAUCCUGCGCUCCAUCCUAGCCGACUCAAGCAUCGUGGGCAAGGGCUCGGUCGUCGCUGCCGGCUCCCUCCUCUCCUUUGGCGUUGUCCUCAGCGACAACAGCAAGAUUCCCGAGGCCACAGUCCUCGCAGUCACCACACACAACGGCACGCCCGUCAAUCCCGACAAGUCACUCGUCGGGCCCUCAGGUAAGGGCGCCCCUUACGUCGACCCAGAGGCCGAGGACAUGGACGACGAGGACCCUUCCACCCUCCAGCGCUCUCUCCUCUACAACCUCGCCCACCUCAACCUCUCCACCUCGACAGUCUCAACCCUCUCCUCCGACAUCGACGACGACGACUCGGACGCCGGCGACGGCAUCACCCAAUUCUCCGCCGACUCCCGCAACCGCGCAGACUCGUUCGUCUCAGACGAUUCCCAAGGCAAAUCAGGCUUCCACCACGACGCCGUCCACGGCCUCCUCGAUGCCCUCCGCGCCGAAUCAGGCGACUUCGACUCCGCCAAGCUCGAAUUCAUGGGUCUCCGCCUCGCCAACGACGCUUCGGACGUGGCCAUGCGUAAGGCUGUUGCCAUUGCCUUUGCCCGCCGCGCCGCAGAGCUCCUCGACCCCGAGCACGGCGGUCUCGAGCCCGCAAAGGCCGCCGACAAGACCUUCAACUCCAACAAGGGUGCCUCAAAAUUCGUAUCCGAGGUCGGCGUCGGCGGCGGCGAGACGGAGCAGGUCGAGUUCGUCCUCGCGCUGCAGCGCGCUCUGCUCGGGUGCCGGAACCUCGAGCACGCGCGCGCCGGCGUGCUGCUCGCCGCCAUGCUGCAGCAGCUGUAUGGCUUGGACGUUCUCGAGGAGGACGGCAUCCUGGCCUGGUGGGAGGACGAGCGCGCCGAGGAGGGCGGGGGCGAAGGCAUGGCGGCGCUCAAGGAGAAGUGCCGGGUUCUCGUCGAGUGGUUGGAGGAUGCUGAUGAGGAGGAGGACGAUGAUUCGGAAGAGGAUGACGACUAG